CUGGGUAGAGUCUCAUUGGACUGUCUCCGCCCAGCUGACCGGCCAGGGCCCGGGAUCCCGGGACGGGGCCUCGGACCAGAGGCAGAAGCAGGAUGGGGGGUGAGCGGCAGCACUACUACGGCCAGCAUGGAACGCCUCAGAAAUAUGACCCAACAUUCAAGGGCCCUAUUUACAACAGAGGCUGCACCGAUGUUAUUUGCUGUGUGGCCCUAUUCCUAGCCAUUGUGGGGUAUGUGGCUGUGGGCAUUAUAGCCUGGACUCAUGGAGAUCCUCGAAAGGUGAUUUAUCCUACAGACAGCCGUGGGCAGUUCUGUGGGCAGAAGGGGACACCUAACGAGAACAAGCCUUUCUUGUUUUACUUCAACAUCCUGAAAUGUGCUAGUCCCUUGGUGCUACUUGAGUUUCAGUGCCCAACCAUGCAGAUCUGUGUGAAGAACUGUCCUUCUAGAUAUCUCACCUAUCUCCAAGCCUCUGGUCAAGCCCAGGAGCUGGAGUAUUAUAAACAAUUCUGCGUUCCAGGCUUUGGCCAAGGCAAAAAAAAGAGUCCUGCUGAAGUUCUUAGGGAUGGAGACUGCCCUGCGGUGCUCACACCCAGCAAACCUUUGGCUCGGCGAUGCCUCCCAGCCAUUGAGACCCACAAAGGCGUGAUCACUGUGGGCAAUGAGACCACGUUUGAUGAUGGACAUGGCCAGAAGAGAAAUGUGUCAGAACUGGUGGAGGGAGCCAAGAAGGCGAAUGUGGUGCUGGAGGCACGGCAGCUGGCCAUGCGUGUGUUUGAGGAUUACACUGUAUCCUGGUAUUGGAUUCUCAUUGGUCUGGUGAUUGCCAUGGCUCUGAGCCUCAUCUUCAUCAUCCUCCUCCGCUUCCUGGCCGGGAUCAUGAUCUGGAUUAUGAUAGUCAUGGUCAUCUUGGUGCUGGGUUACGGAAUCUUUCACUGUUACAUGGAAUAUUCCCGACUCCGAGGUGAAGCUGGCUCUGAUGUUUCCAUUGGGGACCUGGGCUUCCAGACUGACUUUCGGGUAUAUCUGCACCUGAGACAAACCUGGCUGGCUUUCAUGAUCAUCCUGUGUGUGCUGGAGCUCAUCAUAAUCCUCCUGCUCAUAUUCCUGAGAAAGCGCAUCCUUAUUGCCAUUGCCCUCAUCAAGGAAGCCAGCAGGGCUGUAGGCUAUGUCAUGACCUCCCUGCUAUACCCACUUUUUACCUUUUUCCUCCUCUGCCUCUGUAUUGCCUAUUGGGCCAGCACUGCUGUCUUCCUGUCUACUUCCAAUGAGGCUAUCUACAAGGUCUUCAAUGACACUGCCUGUGUAGCUGCUGGACAGACAUGUAAUCCAGAGACUUUCCAUAACUCAAAUGUGACCCGUUUGUGCCCUGACGCUCGAUGCCAGUUUGCCUUCUAUGGUGGGGAGACUGGCUAUCACCGGGCACUGCUCGGCCUGCAGAUCUACAAUGUCUUCAUGUUCUUCUGGCUGGCAAACUUUGCACUGGCUUUGGGCCAGGUGACACUGGCUGGCGCCUUUGCCUCCUACUAUUGGGCCAUAAACAAGCCAGAUGACCUUCCUGCCUUUCCUCUCUUCUCCUCCUUCGGCAGGGCACUCAGGUACCACACAGGCUCCUUAGCCUUCGGCUCCCUCAUUCUCGCCAUCGUGCAGGUAAUCCGUGUGAUACUCGAGUACCUGGACCAGCGGCUCAAAGCUGCAGAGAACAGAUUUGCCAAAUUCCUCAUGACCUGUCUCAAGUGCUGCUUUUGGUGCCUGGAAAAAUUCCUCAAAUUCCUCAAUAGGAAUGCCUAUAUCAUGAUUGCCAUCUAUGGUACCAACUUCUGUACGUCUGCCAAAAAUGCCUUCUUCUUGCUCAUGCGGAACAUUAUUAGGGUAGCUGUCUUGGACAAGGUCACUGAUUUCCUUUUCCUCUUGGGAAAGCUUCUAGUGGUGGGGAGUGUUGGAAUUCUGGCAUUCUUCUUCUUCACCCACCGAAUCAAGAUUGUACAGGACACAGCACCUUCCCUCAACUACUACUGGGUUCCCAUCUGGUAUGGAACUUCCUGAGGCCGGGACAAGGGCUUAGAUCUCAAAGGAUUCUAGAUUGAGAGCUAAGAGGGAGCUUAGUGGUCAGCCAGCCAACUCACUCAUUUUACUGAUUAGCAUAGUGAAACCCAGAAGUAAAGGGUCCAAGAUCACAG
This is a messenger RNA of Antechinus flavipes (yellow-footed antechinus), 2179 nucleotides long. It is a transcript of the gene SLC44A2, whose product is annotated as solute carrier family 44 member 2. NCBI's taxonomy places the organism in Eukaryota, Metazoa, Chordata, Mammalia, Dasyuromorphia, Dasyuridae. Gene Ontology annotation, cellular component: membrane. The transcript has 20 exons. The record is from RefSeq and is a predicted model, not a curated record. Gene Ontology annotation, molecular function: choline transmembrane transporter activity. The coding region runs from base 93 to 2045 and encodes 650 amino acids. Gene Ontology annotation, biological process: choline transport; transmembrane transport.